Messenger RNA from Dermacentor silvarum, 4412 nucleotides. RefSeq names its product cysteine-rich hydrophobic domain-containing protein 2-like. The record is from RefSeq and is a predicted model, not a curated record. NCBI's taxonomy places the organism in Eukaryota, Metazoa, Arthropoda, Arachnida, Ixodida, Ixodidae. The coding region runs from base 279 to 800 and encodes 173 amino acids. The transcript is spliced from 6 exons.
CUGCUGCCAUCUGUCUCCAGCUGGUCGGGUAUAAUUUCAAGCAAAAACAUUAGCUUCGGCACACCGUAGCCUCAGGGUACAGCAAAAGCAGAUUGCGAUCAUUGAGCAAAGUUGUGCUAUAGUCAGCUGAACGCCUGGCAGAUAACCUGGACCCAUCGACGUUCGUACAAUGUGACGUGUUAAAGCGUUCUAACUACGUGUUUACUCUUGUGCGCGUAGAAUUCACUCGUCGAAGUGGCACAGUGGAGAAAAAUCGCGCACGCCGAGAAGAGUGACCGAUGGCUGCGUCUCCGGAAUCAAACAUGGCAGAUUUUGAUGCGAUCUACGAGGAAGAUGACGACGAGGACCGAGCGAACGAAGACUCGCUUGUCAGUCUCGUGCCAGAGCCCGUGGUCAUCAGAGGUGCGGGCAACAUGACAGUAUUUGGACUGAGCAACAAGUUCGACACGGAGUUCCCCCCCACGCUAUCAGCCAAGGUGGCACCUGAAGAGUUCAAGGCAACCAUUAUGCGCAUUAACAGUGUGCUGCGCAAGACAUUGCCAGUGAACGUGAAGUGGCUCUUUUGUGGGUGCCUGUGUUGCUGCUGCACUCUUGGCUGUUCCCUGUGGCCUGUCGUCUGUCUCAGCAAAAGGACACGACAUUCAAUAGAGAAGGUCUUGGAUUGGGAGAAUAGCCAUCUAUAUCACAAGCUUGGACUGCACUGGAAGCUUGGAAAACAGAGAUGCGACUCCAACAGCAUGAUGGAAUAUGUGCUUCUCAUCGAGUUUAUCCCAAAGCUGGCCAUUCAUCGGCCGGACUAAAAGCCGUCCACUGUCACCACCAUCGCAUCCGGACCAAGGUUGGACAAAAAGGGCAGCAUCACCGAGGGAGUGCAUCUGCAGUGAAUCUCAAAAAGACCGGACGCUAGGGAGUGACAGUGUGGCAUGCGGCACCUGCAAGGCAGCGAGAUGAGGUUCCGGCUGUAGCUGUGGCUAUGUACUUGGUCUUGGGCUAGCCACGUGACAGUGCCACUCGCUGUUGGGAUUCUACCACUGUGCAGCAGAAAACAUGUUCGGGGAAGCACAGAACAUGUGUGCACCCUGCCGGUGUUCCAGAGGCCCUAAUUUGCUUAGUCAUGUGCUUCUGCAUUGUAAGCACGUAAUGCCCGGUUAUAUGUAUUAAGAACAGUGGCCGAGCUGAAGGAAUGCCGACCUGGUCCAUCGAGUCAGGCACUCUGCGGCUGUGUACAUGUCGUUAAUCGCUGCCCAUCACAGGAACAAACACUUGUAUAAUGUGAAUGCUGGUUGACAGCUGCUGCUAAACCAGAAUGCACAAAGUGCAGAUGGGCCAUGUCAAGAGGAAGCACAGUCUACCAACAAAUGUACACUGGAAAUGGGGAAUGAACUUUUUCGCAACCGUUCUGCAGUGACACCAACUUCUAUUCUCAUCACUGCUUGACAAACUGAGUGCAGAAAGAAAGAAAAUUACACUGGUGCCUUUUAAGCAAGGUAAUUGCAACAACCAGCAUUCUACUACUUCACUGGUGCCCUUAGUGUGUUACUGUUCACUGUAUUCAGCACUGUUACUUUGCAGCAAAGCGCAUGCCUUCAUCAUAACAGCUCGUACGCUAUUUUUCUGUCGCGAGUGUCGAUGUAAAGUGUCAGUGUUGUUAACAGGGGCCGCAAAACAGCGUCAUUGCAUAAGCAAGCGUAAGCUCUGGCAUGCUUUCAGAAGUCUGCUUUUGGCUAACACACUCGUUAUUGGCAGCAAGUUUUAUUGCUGUUUUUAGCAGCCGAUUAUCUUUUUUUGGUGGGAUGAAGUGGCCGCAAAGGGAAGCAGUUUGUUUAGCUUCUGUACGGACAGGCACUUCAGGUGUGAAUGGUUUGUAUGAGACAUAAAAGUGCAAUAGAUUAGUACACAAUUGUUGCAUAAGUACCGCAGCAAGAGUGGGUUAGUCUGUUCUCAGUGGUUGCAGUUGACUCGUCUGGCGCUGACAUCAAUUGAUGCAGCCAGUAAAACUGUCAGGACUAGCAUGUCAGGCUAGACAUUGUGACCCCGGCAAAUCCAAAUGCAGGGGUACACAGGCACACCUACCUGCUUGUGAUGCCUAUAUUGCUGAUUAACUUUUAGAAAUUUCUUAACUCAAUAGGUAGUCACGUACAGUAGAACCUCGUUGAUUACAUUCCCGGUUCAUGCAGCUUCCCAGUUUGUACUGGAACAGUUUGUACUCGUAUGCUGGAACACAGAGAGCACCUGGUCCUGGAUAUCAAAGGCAUUGCUUCUGUUACUGUUAAAUUGCUCUUUUUUUUUUUUCUCAGAACGCAUCAACGAAGUUCUGUAUUUGUGAUCGUAUGUGCAGUUGAAUUGUUUUGCAAGGACCAACAAAUAACGAGAAUGCUGAUGGAAGUUAUGGCACAAGUUUUUUUUGGGAGCUGGCAGAAUCCAACCUGGACAUUGAGCAUUGGACUUAAAGAGUAUAAUUUCAAAUUGGCAGACAGCUGCACAAAAUAGAAAAAAAACAUAGCUUCUCUGUGGCAAGACCACUGAGUAGGUGUGUACAAAUUGAGCAGUUAUGUGUCAUUGCAGAUUUCAUAGUUGUAGCCAUAUGCAUUGCAGUUAAAAAAAUAUGUUUUGGUUGCUCCCUGAACUUUCUAACUGCAUUUCCUGCUCCUAAAAGGAUUUAAAUUUGUUGCACUGUCAUCGCACCAUAGCUGCAUCAAUUUCGAGAUUUGUACCGAUUUUGGUGCCUCUUCACAUCCGCAGGCAGUAUGGCCCAUUAAUAGCCAGGAGCGUAAGUUUCUGAUAUAUUAGAUAUUGGAGAGUUUGGCAUGUCCGGUAUUCCACUAAAUGCAGGCAGUUCGGGCAGAGUAGCGGGUGAGCGGGGUCGCAAACGUGAGUGGCCUGCGUGGUGCAGCCACUUGCUGGUGCAGAGCUUGACCAGUGCAAAAUUUGCACGAUCAGCGAAGUAGAACAAACUUGUUUGCUACAAUAUAAACUGUGUUUGUCUGGUCGAGCUCUGUGCAACCAGGUGGCUGGCACCGUGCAGGUCACUCAUGCUGGGGCCCCUCUUACCCAUCAUUCUGCCCGAUCUGUCUGUGUUUAGCGGAAUACCGGAAAUGCUAAAACUCUCUAUUGGAACACCGAAUUGAAUACGGGUCUGUUCCUUGUAAUCUUACCAACUGACCAGUCGUGCAUUGCGAGAGCUUAGUGAAUACUUGAAAGAAAAUGAACAGCAGUGACUAUAGACCCUUUUCAUAAUUCGCAAAUGAUCUUCCUUGCACUGCACAUUUGCCCAACUAAUGGCAGCACCAGUCAUCGUUCAAAUGAAGAUGAAGGGUUAGUUGCAGAUCUUGGUGGUUGUCUUGUGCAUGCUUUCAUAACAAGAGCCCAGUCUAUAUUUUCCAUGUUGUAAUGCAAGCAAACUGCGCUUAUACACGCUGUUUGCAAAGAUGAAUAUGUUGCCAUUAGUUGAGCUAACUGUCUUACAGGAAAGCUAGCUUUACAAUUAUGAAAAGGGUCCAUGGCAGGAAUAUUUCAAAAUUGGGUUGCCUUUGAAAAGCCAUAGAUGCCUGAAGACCAGGAGGAGUAUAUAAAUGGGGCUUGUAAUGCUUGUGUUUCUUAUUGCCUUACGUCUCACUGCAGUAGUCAUAAUAAAUGUCAUAAUUAGAAAGCAUUUACAGACUGCUAUGGAGCAUUAAGAAACAUUUUAUCAGCAUUUUGCAAUUAUCUUGUAAAAAGCAAUGUAAUCACAUUGUGCUUUGAUUGGAUUCAAGGCCUGAUCAGUAUGGUAUAUCCAGUGAUAAUAAUUAUGUGCAAUUUAAGUCUCUUAUUUUCACAUUCCUAUUUACUAGGAUUGAUGUAGAUUAAACACAAGGCCACUUAUUACGCAAGGAGAUACAGGAGUUGAUAUUAUUGCGUCACCAUUGUCAACAGUGCAGGUAACUAAAAUGCAAGAGCAGUUGGAAGGGAUAACAAUAUUGUAGGUACAAAACUAAGCUCUUAAUGUGCAUUGCCUUGAGAUGAAUUGAUGACAAACAUUGUGAACUCCUCAUUUCAAAUCUUUUACGAUACUUGUACAUAAAUUACUCACCAGAUCAACAUGCUGUGUUAACGAGAGGUGAAGAGUGUGACAGUGUUGGGGCACCAGGAGCCUUGUGACGGCUUGAAGUACUUUAUGGCCAAUGUACCUUACUAUAUCACAUAAUUGACUCCACAAAUUGUGUGAAGAAACAUGCUUUGGUGUCACUGUUCUUUGUGCCACGUAUGACGCCCCAUCCCAAGUUCUGCUCUCUAUUUAUUGUUGGCACAAUUUACCGCGUGAUCUGACAGGGCUGGCAGACCUAUGCAUAUCAAAAAAGUGUUGAGCUGUUGUGUAUGUUUACUUCUUUUUUUCGCUUUUGUGUGCUUGGAAUAAAAUCCCAUAUAAAGCGAAA